Molecule: messenger RNA, 1742 nt
Organism: Trifolium pratense (red clover)
Lineage: Eukaryota; Viridiplantae; Streptophyta; Magnoliopsida; Fabales; Fabaceae
Product: E3 ubiquitin-protein ligase PUB23-like
Exons: 1
Coding region: 108-1439 (443 amino acids)
Biological process (GO): protein ubiquitination
Molecular function (GO): ubiquitin protein ligase activity
Source: RefSeq, a predicted model, not a curated record
CAAUCUCAAAUCAAACCAAUUCAUUCAUUCAUUUUCUCAACUCUAUCUAGCUCCACCAAAAACCAAUAAAGUUUCUGCUUCUUCUUCAACCAACAAUACAUAUAAUAAUGGAUCAAGAGAUUGAAGUUUCACCAUUUUUCCUAUGCCCCAUUUCAUUACAACUCAUGAAGGAUCCAGUUACUGUCUCAACCGGCAUAACCUACGACAGACAAAGUAUCGAAAAAUGGCUCUUUUCAUCACAAAACCAAACAUGUCCUGUCACUAAACAACAACUCACACAUGAUGACAAUGAUCUCAUUAUUCUGACACCAAAUCACACUCUUCGCAGACUCAUUCAAGCAUGGUGUACCAUUAACACUUCUUAUGGAAUCCAAAGAAUCCCAACUCCAAAACCACCAACAACAAAAUCCCUUAUUGAGAAACAUCUUAAAGAUGCUUCUGAUUCUUCAGAUUCACCUCAUUUGCUUAUUCAAUCCCUCAAAAACCUCAAAACAAUAGCUUCCGAAAGCGAGACAAAUCGAAGGUGUAUCGAAUCAGCUGGCGCAGUAGAGUUCUUAGCAUCAAUAGUAACAAAAAACAAUACAAGUUCUUCAUCUUCAUGUUCAAGUUCAACAACAGAAUUUGAAGUUGAAUCUACCAUUCUUGAUGAUGAUGAUAUUGAAGGGUUUCCUUUUGACUUCAGAGUAGAUGCAGAAGAUGAAGCUAUAAACAUUCUUUACAAUCUUCAUUUAACAGAACAAGGUUUGAUAACUCUUCUAAACUUUAAAAAUGGAGAAUUUUUAGAGUCUUUAUUGAGAUUACUGCAAAAGGCUAACUAUGAUUCAAGAACAUAUUCAGUUUAUCUCUUGAAAUCUAUGUCAAAAGUUGCUGAUCCAACAAAACUCGUGAAUCUAAAGACCGAGUUUUUCGUUGAAUUAGUUCAGCUUCUCAAAGACCAGAUAUCAACAAAGGCAUCAAAAGCAACACUACAAACAUUGAUUCAACUCGUCGAAUUCGGAAGAAAUAGAAUAAAAGCAAUUGAAUCAGGGUGUGUUAAUGUUUUGAUAGAACUUCUUCUUGAUUGCAAAGAAAGAAAGCCAUGUGAGAUGAUAUUGGUACUUUUGGAGAAGUUGUGUCAAUGUGCUGAUGGAAGAUAUGAGCUAUUAAGCCAUGGAUGUGGUUUAGCUAUUGUUUCAAAGAAGAUUCUGAGGGUUUCAACAUUGGCUAAUGAUAGAGCUGUGAGGAUUCUUCUAUCUAUUUCAAGAUUCUCAGCUACACAUUUUGUUGUUCAAGAAAUGGUGAGAAUUGGUGUUGUUGCUAAGCUCUGUUUGGUUCUUGAAGUUGAUAGUGGAAAUAAGGCUAAGGAAAAAGCAAGAGAGAUACUUAAAUUGCAUGCAAAGUCUUGGAGGAAUUCUCAUUGCAUUCCUUUUAAUUUACUUGCUUCAUACCCAACAAGUUAAGUUGGUGAAAAAGUCCUUUUUUUUUUUACAAUGAGUAGGGGAUCGAACCCAUGACCUAUAGCAUACUACCCAAAUCCCUCACCACUAGACCAAACUGGUGAAAAAGUCAUUAAUUAGAGGGUUUUUGUUUUCCUAUUUAGGUUUUUUUAUUUUUUUUUGUAGAAAUUUGUUUGAAGAACAUUAACUGGAAGAUGGGAAAGUUGUGGACAUAAAUUAAAUAUUGCUUGUCCAUGAAGAAUGAGGUUAAUUGUUUAUUGUAAAUGACUAAUCAUAUUGAUACAACAAAGUUGUUUAUUAUGCCAA